UCUACGAGUACUGUGCAUCCACCUUUGCGAUUCCCGCGAAGAUUCGUAUAACCUCUCUUUUUCACUUUUCGUGAGUGUUCCACACCCUUGCCGCUAGGUUAGCGACAUAUUUCUUCGUUGUCGUAUACUCGAGGAUUGCCAGCAUCUACAGAGCGUGAUAAGAACGUAUCCCUUGCGGAAUAAUGAAAUCUUUAGAGAAGAUUUGUCGACUUGCGAUUUGAUAGUUCGCGACUUUUGUUAACGACGUGUAUCGAGUGUCGAACAAGCGAUAUCAAUUUUUGUGGAUGCACGCGAAGAGGACGCACGAUGAGUACAUCCGCGAGAUUCGUUCCGCGAGUGUUAUGAUACGUGCGAAGAUUGAUGAAUAUUAGUAGAGACAUUAAUAAGUUGUUUCUGUGACCGCCGCGUGCGCGCAAAGCCUUAUUCGUUUCAGAAGAAUAAGUAAGAAAAAUAAGAUAUAUGAGACGGAUUAUUAAUGUUACAUGAUUCGCACGUUCACAUCUACGUCGAGUGAUAAUCUCACUAGUAGUGUAACAUUUGUUCCUUGUAAACAAUUUUAAACGGCCGCCCCCAAAUGUCAAAGAACAAACUAAACUUGACAUUGCCACCUGGCUCGAUAGAACCGGUACCAGAAGCGUCACCGUCGCCACCGGUUCCGCCUCUACCUACGUAUCCGGAACCUGCGGAAAUACCCGAUAUGAGGGAUACGCUAAACAUAGAGAUUCUCCAAGCGAGACUAGAGGAACUGGAAAUGGAUGAAGAACAAAAGAAACGAUUAGAAAGCUUUUUAGGACAGAAAGAAAAGGUUGGAGAAUUAUGCGGCGAUGAUUUUGAAAAGUUAGGUGAAUUAGGUUCGGGUAAUGGUGGUGUUGUCACAAAGGUCAAACAUAAAAAGUAUGGUCUUAUAAUGGCGAUGAAGCAAAUACGCUUGGAAGUAAAACCACCCAUUAAGAAGCAGAUAAUUAGAGAAUUAAAAGUCCUUCAUGAAUGUAACUUUGCACAUAUAGUUGGAUUUUAUGGUGCUUUUUGCAGUGGGGGAGAAAUUUGUAUAUGUAUGGAAUAUAUGGAUGGUGGAUCGUUAGACCUGAUAAUGAAAAAAGCAGGACGAAUUCCAGAAUCCAUGAUAAGUACAAUCACAUGUGCUGUUCUGAAAGGUUUGACUUAUUUGCGAGAUAAGCAUGCCAUAAUGCAUCGGGAUGUAAAACCGAGCAACAUCUUGGUAAACAGCGCGGGUGAGAUUAAACUCUGUGACUUUGGUGUUUCUGGGCAACUGAUCGAUUCGAUGGCUCAUUCGUUCGUCGGCACACGGAGUUACAUGUCGCCAGAAAGACUUCAGGGAUCGCAUUAUUCGGUGCAGAGCGAUAUUUGGUCACUCGGAGUGUCACUAGUGGAAAUGGCGAUUGGCAUGUAUCCUAUACCACCGCCGGACGAUAAGCUUUUAGCUUCCAUAUUCGGUUCAGAGUGGGUGAAACACGCCGGCGAGAAUGCGACUCCAGCCAGCGAGUCUUCCACGCCACCUCCGCGACCACCCACGAGACGUUGCACGCAUACUCCCAAGCCCUUGGCGGUAUUCGAGCUAUUGGAAUUGAUAGUCAAUGAACCACCACCGAGACUGCCAUCCGGAUUAUUCAGCAACGCUUUCAUAGAUUUCACCGAUCGGUGUUUAAAGAGGAAUCCAAACGAUAGGGCAGACUUGAAAACGUUAACGAAUCACGAGUGGAUAAAGAAAGCCGAAUCGGAAAAUGUAGACCUCGCUGGAUGGGUGUGUCGCACAAUGAAUUUGCAACCAUCUACGCCAACGCACUUGUCUACCGUGCAGUCCUGAAUAAAUG
Messenger RNA from Monomorium pharaonis (pharaoh ant), 1832 nucleotides. RefSeq names its product dual specificity mitogen-activated protein kinase kinase dSOR1 (gene Dsor1). Bases 575 to 1825 code for a protein of 416 amino acids. The transcript has 8 exons. The record is from RefSeq and is a predicted model, not a curated record. NCBI's taxonomy places the organism in Eukaryota, Metazoa, Arthropoda, Insecta, Hymenoptera, Formicidae. Gene Ontology annotation, biological process: protein phosphorylation. Gene Ontology annotation, molecular function: protein kinase activity; ATP binding.